AGUAAAGUCAUCCAUACCCCCAAACCGGUAGGUGGCGCUAUAACGUAAUAACGUCACACUUGUGCACUUUUUCAACUUCCGGUUUGCCAGAGGACCGCCGAUCAUAUUUCAGGUGGUGGAGAGUGGAUGCUGAUGGGGGACGAAAAAGAGACCUGGAAAGUUAAAACUCUUGAUGAAAUACUCCUGGAGAAAAAGCGCAGAAAAGAAUUAGAAGAACGAACCGAUACCAAGUGCCAAAAAAAUUUUUUCCAGAUCAGUGUUCCACAGGCGGAUGCUCGGGAAGCCAAGCGAGAGACCCCGGAGGAAGGAGAACUACGAGAUCAAAAGAUGGAAAUAACAAUUCGUAAUUCCCCCUACACUAGGGAAGACUCAACAGAGGACAGAGGAGAAGAAGAUGAUUCUCUCGCAAUUAAGCCUCCACAGCAAAUAGCAAGGAAAGAGAAAUCUCACCACAGAAAAGAGGAGAAGAGAAAAGACAAAAGACGCCGUCGUAGUCACUCUGCUGAGGGAGCAGGGAAACAUGCACGGGUCAAAGAUAAAGAAACUAAAGAGAGGGAGCGGGAUCGCCGGAAGCGUCAGUGGGAAGAGGACAAAGCCCGGCAAGACUGGGAGCGACAGAAACGAAGGGAGCAAGCCAGAGCUCAUUCACGAAGAGAGAGACCCAGACUGGAUUCUCCUGGGUUUUUUUUGGACCACAGGGACCGGCUUGAACAACAAGAGCGACAGCGUGAACGUGACAGGAAACUGCGUGAGCAGCAGAAAGAGCAACGGGAGCUGAAGGAUCGAGAGAGACGAGCCGAGGAGCGACGCAAAGAACGGGAAGCCCGGCGAGAUGUGCCAUCGCACCAACGAAUGUUACCCGACGAGUAUGGUGAGAAGUCGAAACAAAGUCACCGCAGCCGCAGCCCUGCUCGUGUUCCCCGAGAGAGACCAGAACAGGGGGAACUACGGAAAAAUACAUUAAAGGAGGAGAAACCAGAGCUUGAAGACUUGCUCGCAGACCUUCAAGACAUUAGUGAUGGCGAAAGGAAACCCAGCUCUGCUGAGUCUUCCCCAGCAUCAGGAUUUGCUUCUGAGGAGGAGGGGGAAGAGUCCAGCAGCCAAAGUGAUGAGGGUGAGGAAGGAGAAGAAGGAGAGGAAGGGUCUGUCUCGGCGUCUGGUUCAGGGAGAUCUGAACAGAGUGCAGGUAGCAAACAUUUCAAAUUCCCUGUUCUGCUGCUGAAGAGUGCAGCCAGGUUGUUCAGUUUUCACGCCGCCUCUUCUUUCCUUGCAGAGGAUGUGAGUGAGGAGGAUCAGUCAGAAGAGGAGUAUGAAGAGGAGCAGAAUGGAAAUCAUAUACCCGCAGUACCAGAGUCCCGCUUCGACCACGAUACGGAGGAAAGUGGUGAGGAGAUGGAAGAGGAGGAAGAGGAGGAGGAAGAUGACGAUGAAGAGGACGAUGAAGACGCAGGGGAUGGUGACCCUACGCCUCAGUCUCAGACGCAUUCGCGUACACCCACUCCUGAAGGGAACUACAUUCCCGACUCACCUCCUAUUUCACCUGUGGAGCUGAAGAAGGAGCUGCCCAAAUACCUGCCUGCUUUACAGGGCUGCCGCAGCGUGGAAGAAUUCCAGUGUCUGAACCGAAUAGAGGAAGGAACAUAUGGCGUGGUCUACAGGGCCAAGGACAAAAAGACUGAUGAAAUUGUGGCCUUGAAAAGGCUAAAGAUGGAGAAGGAGAAGGAGGGCUUCCCCAUCACAUCGUUGAGAGAAAUCAACACUAUAUUGAAAGCUCAACACCCCAACAUCGUCACAGUGAGGGAAAUAGUUGUUGGUAGCAACAUGGACAAGAUCUACAUUGUCAUGAACUAUGUUGAGCAUGACCUCAAGAGUCUGAUGGAAACCAUGAAGCAGCCUUUCCUGCCAGGUGAAGUCAAGACGCUGAUGAUUCAGCUGCUUCGAGGCGUGCGUCAUCUCCAUGAUAACUGGAUUCUGCACCGUGAUCUGAAGACGUCCAACCUCCUGCUUAGUCACAAGGGCAUCCUGAAGAUUGGUGAUUUUGGUCUGGCCCGUGAGUAUGGAUCCCCCCUGAAGCCAUACACUCCUGUAGUGGUGACCUUGUGGUACAGAUCACCAGAGCUGCUGCUCGGAGCCAAGGAGUACUCCACAGCUGUCGACAUGUGGUCUGUGGGCUGCAUAUUUGGCGAGCUCCUCACCCAGAAACCUCUCUUUCCUGGAAAAUCUGAAAUUGACCAAAUUAAUAAAAUAUUCAAGGAUCUGGGGUCACCCAGUGAGAAAAUUUGGCCGGGCUACAACGAGCUGCCUGCUGUGAAGAAGAUGUCUUUCACAGAGUAUCCCUACAAUAACCUGCGAAAGCGCUUUGGUGCUCUGCUGUCAGACCAGGGAUUUGACUUAAUGAACAAAUUCCUGACCUACUGUCCCGGUAAGAGGAUUCUGUCCGAUGAGGCACUCAAGCACGAGUACUUCCGUGAGACGCCGCUGCCCAUUGAACCAUCCAUGUUCCCCACCUGGCCGGCCAAGAGCGAGCAACAGAGGGUAAAGAGAGGUACCAGUCCUCGACCGCCGGAGGGAGGCCUGGGCUACAGUCAACUGGGGGGUGAUGAUGACCUCAAGGACACAGGCUUUCAUUUGACCACCAGUAAUCAGGGAGCGUCUGCUGUCGGACCAGGAUUCAGCCUCAAAUUCUGAGUCUGAGUUCCAAUGGAAGGCGCAUGAAAUGCCUGCUCCGCCUCUGGACUGAACUGUAAACAAGAUCAAUCUGUGAUCAAUUAGGAUGAUUAACAAGGACUGUCUAACAGCAAGACUGGUGGCACUGAUGUGUUCCAAUCCCAACUCUUACUACUACCCUUGCUACAAUAUCUAAUGUGGCAAGAGUUAGCUUAGUGCUUUUGUUUUCUUUUAUUUCCACUUUUUGUACUUCAUGAGAAAUGUUCCAGGUAAAUAAAUGGUGACACAGAUGGCAGCCUGAGCUACCGGGGCAUGACAACAUUAGCUUUUCGCCCACUGUUAUGACUGUUCACUGAUAAGAUAAGGGCAUAUUUUUUGCUGGAAAUAAAGUUUGAAACCAUUUGUUUUGUAAUUCUGCACUUUGC
This is a messenger RNA of Doryrhamphus excisus (bluestripe pipefish), 3092 nucleotides long. The record is from RefSeq and is a predicted model, not a curated record. Lineage: Eukaryota; Metazoa; Chordata; Actinopteri; Syngnathiformes; Syngnathidae.